AUGGAUUUUUUAAAGCGUGAUAAUACUCUUCAAACUUUGAGAUACUUAUUAGAUGGUAGAUUAGAUGCGAGACAUAAUGAAACCAAUUUAUUUAUUAAAUUUACACGCGAUAUAAUAUUACAUAAAUUAUUAGAUGGUUGGUAUAUUGGAGUACCUUCGAUGCAAGCUAAUAUUAAGAAUGAAAAUAUUAUUAAAAAUAACUUAACAG
Molecule: messenger RNA, 208 nt
Organism: Funneliformis mosseae
Lineage: Eukaryota; Fungi; Glomeromycota; Glomeromycetes; Glomerales; Glomeraceae
Source: the annotation of a GenBank genome assembly